Periconia digitata is the source of this 1707-nucleotide messenger RNA. The record is from the annotation of a GenBank genome assembly. Lineage: Eukaryota; Fungi; Ascomycota; Dothideomycetes; Pleosporales; Periconiaceae.
UUCACGAAGACAUCCCGCCUUCGCGCACAAUUCUCCGUACAAUCCACCGCCAUGGCUGCUGAAGUACAACCAUUGCAGCCCAUCAAGCUGCCCACGGGCCCUUCCUCUGUGACGUCGGAGCAACAAUACUGGAAUUCCUUUGCUUCAGAGCUUCGUCUGGACCCUUCGCAGCAUUCCUCUCCCGUCACCAACAUCUCCCUCCCGCACCGACCGUCUUCGAGUCAGCUUACAGUCGCCCAAGAUCUGUUUGCUGUGACCACUGGCUCGCGCGUACAGAUAUUCUCUUCCAAAACUAGAAAAGUCGUCAAGAACAUCUCGCGAUUCGGUGUCGAUGACAUUGCCCACUCUGGAACUAUUCGGCGCGAUGGAAGGAUCGUUGCGGCUGGUGGCGAUAGUGGCACCAUUCAGGCCUUCGAUUUGAACAGUCGAGCAAUCCUCAAGACAUGGAAAGAGCACAAGCAGCCGGUAUGGGUCACGCAAUGGCAUCCCUCGGAACUCACCAAUCUCAUGAGUUGUUCCGACGACCGGACAGUACGACUGUGGGACCUGCCGAGCGAUAAGAGCAUCACCACCUUUGAAGGACACCAGGAUUAUGUUCGUUGCGGAGAGUUCAUGCCUGGUCAGAGUGAUCUGAUGGUUUCUGGCAGUUAUGACCAAACGGUGCGUCUCUGGGAUACCCGCGCAGGUGGACGGGCCGUCAUGGUCUUCAAACAUGCUGCUCCUGUCGAGUCUGUACUUCCUAUGCCCUCAGGAACUGCUGUACUUGCCUCCAGCGACAAUACAGUAAGCGUUUUGGACAUUAUAGCCGCAAAGCCUAUGCACAUUCUUCGCAACCAUCAAAAGACUGUGACCGCACUCACUUUCGCCAACAAUGGCGAACGUCUCCUUACUGGUGGUCUCGAUGGACAUGUCAAAGUAUUCGAGACAACUGGCUGGAACGUGGUCGGAGGAAUGAAAUACCCAUCACCCAUCCUUUCACUCCAAGUCGUCCCUUCACAAAAUGAAGACAAGCACAUCGCCGUGGGCAUGCAAUCUGGCCUCCUUUCGAUCAAGACACGCCUAUCCGGCGAGCAGAAGGCACUAGCACGUGAGCGAGAAAAGGAAAUGAAAGCCCUUUUGGAAGGCAAAAUCGAGGAGUACGACCGGUCGAAGAAACGCAAACGCGGCAACGGUUGGGCCAAGCGACUUCGAGGCAGGGACUUCACGGGCGAAGGCGCGGACAUCGUCAUCGACGGCAACGCCAGGGGUAAAAUCUACAAGAACAAUCCAUGGGCAACUGCUUUGCGUCUAGGCCACUAUGCCAAAGCCCUCGAUAUCGUUUUGGAGCAAAACUCUGAAAACGCAAAAGACCAGCAAAUCACCCUUCUAACAACUCUCAUCCACCGCUCCGCCCUGCCCACAGCCCUCUCGCACCGCGAUGAACUAACUCUUCAGCCCAUCCUCCGCUGGCUCAUCAAACACAUUGGCGAUUACCGCAUCACACGCCUUACCACAGAUGUCGCCCUCGUCGUGCUCGAUCUGUACGCCGAUCAGCUGGGCCGCAGCGAGGAGGUGGAUACCCUGUUCGACGCUUUAGUCCGCAGGGUGCAGGAAGUCGUUGAUGCUAGUCAGAUUGCGUGGAGUGUUGGGGGAAUGGUGGAGAUGCUGACGGCGUGUGCGAAAGGUGGUGCGUCUGAUGCUGGGGAUGUGGGGGGUGUUGUGGCGUGA